AAACGUUUCUCCCAGACGAGCUUUGUCAAUGCGACGUCAUGGGAUAUCCAGCUCCAUGACUACCUGCAGAUGAAUCAAGGAUUUGUUAGUCAUACGGGAUAUGUCUUUCAAAGACUCAAUCCAUCGAUGGCCCUAUCAUGGCUCCCAACAAACCUAGGUUAUGAGGACCGAGAACUUAUUGAUCACUUUAUUUGUACGGCAUCGUCUGCCCUGGCUAUUUUCGAAUCGGACAAGAGCGAGUUCUUGAGCCUUUUGUUGCGUUUAGCUCUGUCAGAUAGUUCGCCGUCUUCUGUGGCGGUGUUACAAUCGGCGUUGGCGCUUUCGUCGUUCCACCGGCAUGGUUUGCAAGCAUCAGUUUUUCGGUUCAAAGCGCGCGCUCUACGCACACUGAUCAUAUCUAGCAAACACUGUGUUGAAAUUCCCACGGUCUUCCAACAUAUUGCGGCGAAUAUGAUACUGUGCCACCUUGAGAUGCUCGGAAUACCAAAUACAUUAUCGCUAUGGUUCUGCCAUUUGAGUGAAGCCAGAACUUUGAUCGACAAGGCAGGCCUUGACAGCCAAAGUUUUCAAGGCGAAGUUUCCAGACUUCUAGACUGGGUAGAGUAUCAUAUGGUCAUGAGCCGGUUUAGCCACCGACAUUGGUAUCUAAAUGGAGAGUCUACCAGAGGAGUCAGAAAUUUCGCAUCUGUGGACCGAGAAACCUGCCACUCACGAAAGGUCAAAACAGCAUCGCACUGUUCACAUGAACUUCUUCGGCAUUUAUAUAAUAUGUUCGACAUGAUUCGAAAACCAACAGACUCACUAUACCACAGCGACGAAUACGAAAAUUCCUUGCGUUGCCUUGAAAACAAAAUAACCAGUGUUGUCCCGUUAGCACCGAAAGGUAUACCUGAUACUAUGUCCGACUUGAGCACAGCCUGGGUGGCUACAAUGGAUCUUUUGAAGCUAGCCGCUCUAAUUUACCUCAAAAGAGCAUCGCGGAACUUUUCAGGAACCUCCCCUCAAAUUGAUGCCAUGGUUGAGAAGGCCCAUGUACUUCUUGACGAUCUGAAGACCUUCAAUCUGGCCUUUCCAUUGCUGAUUAUUGGAUGCGAGGCUCGGACAGAUGAGCAGAGAAUGAGGAUUCUCGAGCAUAUUGAAAGAGCAAUGAGAACCUCGACUUUGAGGAGUUUUCAUGGACUGCAGAAUAUUCUCCAACAGAUUUGGGUUCAGGACGACCUUGCUGUUGAUUAUGAGCUCGACUACUUGAGGAAGUUGGACGCUAUAAUAUCUUCUUACCAGAUUAUGCCAAGUUAUGUCUAAUAUAGGAAACUCUCAGAUUUGGAAUAUGAUAGAUAAUAUGAGACCCGUUCUAUGUGAG
Molecule: messenger RNA, 1360 nt
Organism: Fusarium redolens
Lineage: Eukaryota; Fungi; Ascomycota; Sordariomycetes; Hypocreales; Nectriaceae
Product: fungal-specific transcription factor domain-containing protein
Exons: 6
Coding region: 70-1302 (410 amino acids)
Biological process (GO): positive regulation of transcription by RNA polymerase II
Cellular component (GO): nucleus
Molecular function (GO): transcription cis-regulatory region binding; DNA-binding transcription factor activity
Source: RefSeq, a predicted model, not a curated record